AUGCCCCUGCCUGAGCCCAGCGAGCAGGAGGGCGAGAGCGUGAAGGCGGGCCAGGAGCCGCGCCCACAGUCCCCCCAGCCGGGCACAGAUGUCGUCCCUACGGCUGCUCCCAAGAAGCCCAGGAAGUUCUCCAAGCUGGUCCUGCUGACAGCGUCCAAGGACAGCGACAAAGUGGCCGCGGCCAAGCGCAGAGGGGUGCACUGCAUCAUGUCUCUGGGGGUGCCCGGCCCCACCACCCUGGCCAAGGCCCUGCUCACGAUCCACCCCGAGCCCCAGCGCGCCAUCGAAGCGGCCCCCCAGGAGCCCGAGCAGAAACGCAGGAAGCUGGACGCAGAAGGAAAAGAAGACGGAAGGUUGGCAGAGGGCGGGGAGGAGUCCUCUGUGGGGCCCAGCGAGGCUCCGUAA
Molecule: messenger RNA, 405 nt
Organism: Pipistrellus nathusii (Nathusius's pipistrelle)
Lineage: Eukaryota; Metazoa; Chordata; Mammalia; Chiroptera; Vespertilionidae
Source: the annotation of a GenBank genome assembly